This is a messenger RNA of Manihot esculenta (cassava), 939 nucleotides long. RefSeq lists its product as uncharacterized. The transcript has a single exon. The coding region runs from base 1 to 939 and encodes 312 amino acids. NCBI's taxonomy places the organism in Eukaryota, Viridiplantae, Streptophyta, Magnoliopsida, Malpighiales, Euphorbiaceae. The record is from RefSeq and is a predicted model, not a curated record.
AUGUCUUUCCAACAUCCAUUGAAAGCCUUCUCGCUGGGAGCUAAAUCAGCUGCAAAUUUAGCAGAGAAAAUAGCAGAUAAUCCUGUAACCAAUAAAACACCUCAAUGCAUGGUAACCUCUAUAUAUCAGAUGCAUGUGUCUGCACAUUGUUGUAAUGUUACAGUUUUAUGGUGCAAGAACCUCAUGAAUCAUUCUCUCAAUCUCAUCUUCAAUAAUCCUGAAGAGGGAGAAAUCUAUUACAGUUGCAAGAUUGACCUUAAGCCAUGGUUUUUCUGGAGCAAAAGAGGGAGCAAAUCAUUUGAUCUACAAGGAUGCCAAGUCGAUAUCCAUUGGGAUUUUCGUUCUGCUAGAUUUUUCGGUAGCCCCGAGCCUUGCAGCGAUUAUUAUGUUGCUUUAGUUUCAGAUGGAGAAGUUGUAUUAAUGUUGGGAGAUUACAAGAAGAAGGCUUAUAAGAGAACAAAAGCAAGACCUGCUCUUGUGGAUCCUACCUUAUUUUACAAGAAGGAAAAUGUACUUGCCAAGAAAUCCUUCUCUACCAGGGCUAAAUUCAAACAAGAAAUGAAACAAGAACACGACAUUGUUGUAGAGAGUUCGACGACAGGGCCUAAAGACCCUGAGAUGUGGAUUAGCAUAGAUGGAAUUGUGGUAAUUCAUGUUAAGAAUUUGCAAUGGAAAUUUAGAGGGAACCAAACUGUGAUGGUGAAUGAGCAACAGGUUCAAAUUUUGUGGGAUGUGCAUGAUUGGUUGUUUAAUGCCCCUGGAGCAGGUCAUGGCUUGUUCAUAUUUAAGCCAGGGGCACCAGAGCCUGAUGAUGACAAAGAUGACAGCCCGAAAGCUACCAGUAGCGAUUCCAGCGACUUAAGCAAGUACUUUUCGACGACAAGCAGUGCACCAACACACGAAUUCUGCCUUUUUCUUUAUGCAUGGAAGAUGGAGUGA